Rattus rattus (black rat) is the source of this 892-nucleotide messenger RNA. Its product is annotated as inactive dipeptidyl peptidase 10-like. NCBI's taxonomy places the organism in Eukaryota, Metazoa, Chordata, Mammalia, Rodentia, Muridae. The record is from RefSeq and is a predicted model, not a curated record. The transcript has 4 exons. Bases 593 to 892 code for a protein of 99 amino acids.
ACGAGUGGGGAGUGCGUACGGGUUGUCUCCCGCGCGCUUUCCGGUUGCUCGGGAGAUGCUGGAGCGCAGAGCCUGGUUGCUGCUGCUGCUGCUACUAUUGCUUCUGCUGCUGCUGCACCUGGCGCGCUGAGCACCGUGCGGGGAGCCCCCGAGGGCCGGCGGCGGUGCGGGUGCGCGGGUGGCGGACUGCGGUAGAAUGAAAGCCUGGCUCCUCCGGCGUUGCAAGCCACCGCUCCGGCGCGAUCAGGUGCUGGCAGCCAGCCGCCCGCCGCUCCACUAACUUGCCACUUGGUCGCGUCUGGUGUCUGCAUUUUCGGGUGGUGGUGGGGGGCGGGGACAGUGGGGAGUCCGAGGAUCUGCGGUAGUCGAAAAGAGGGAUCCUGCAAAAAGGGGAGCCUGCUUGCCUCUGCCGCCACUCUCCGUCCCCUCCCUGGCGCUCCCCACCCCCCACCCCACCGCUGCCGCCGCUCUUCCCUUCCGCCAAUUCCGAGAGCGACGGGGCGUCUGUGACAUGCGAUCGCUUGCCAAGUGACGGUCCCCGAGUGUGAAGUGCCCGCGAGGAAGUGUGAGCUCCGACGCGGGCGGCAAGGGGAUGACAGCCAUGAAGCAGGAGCAGCAACCCACCCCUGGGGCCAGGGCAACACAGUCGCAGCCAGCGGACCAGGAACUGGGAAGUAACAGCCCUCCACAAAGAAACUGGAAAGGAAUUGCCAUUGCUCUACUGGUGAUCUUGGUAGUAUGCUCUCUCAUCACAAUGUCUGUCAUCCUGUUAACACCAGAUGAGCUAACAAAUUCUUCAGAAACAAGACUGUCACUAGAGGAGCUUUUGGGAAAAGGGUUUGGACUUCAUAAUCCAGAAGCUCGAUGGAUCAACGACAAGUUCCUCUUCUAG